Messenger RNA from Aspergillus japonicus CBS 114.51, 2028 nucleotides. Its product is annotated as Zn(II)2Cys6 transcription factor. Gene Ontology annotation, biological process: DNA-templated transcription; regulation of DNA-templated transcription. Gene Ontology annotation, molecular function: DNA binding; DNA-binding transcription factor activity, RNA polymerase II-specific; zinc ion binding. The transcript has 7 exons. The record is from RefSeq and is a predicted model, not a curated record. Lineage: Eukaryota; Fungi; Ascomycota; Eurotiomycetes; Eurotiales; Aspergillaceae. Bases 1 to 2028 code for a protein of 675 amino acids.
AUGUCAGCUCGUCGUUACCGAUCCACGGUGGCCUGUCACUCAUGCCGUCAGCGCAAGGUACGAUGCAGCAUCAAUGUCACCGGCGUUCCCUGCAUUCGCUGCGCCCAAGACCAUGCCGAAUGUGUCGUGGAUCCGCUUCCGGCUGAGAGACUGACCAAAAGGGGAAAAAGUGCUAGGACCAGCCGGCGCAAUGCAUCGGCUCGACACCGGUUACGCGCGGCCACCAGUAGCCCGUCUAUUCGCGGUGCACUCACCGGGGGAAAUGUACUUCGCCCGCCUCGCACACCAGCCUUCCAACGACCCCCCUCGGAGUCACCAGUACCAGCUCCAGCUCCAGCUACUUCGGCUUCGGAGCGAUACAGCAUUCAGGACGAGGAACGCAAUGGCCUCGAGAUCGCAGAGGCCGCUUUGGGCAACCCCGAACAAGCCGGACAGGUGCCUUUCUACACCGGGGACAAGACCGGAAUAACUUCAACCCUGACGCUCCUUGCCCCGGAAGGAACUCUACCCCGGCAUUUCCUGAUUCCGUCGCGCGCAACGACCUCCCUGUCCGAGGAGGAUCGGAAUUAUCUCGCAAGCAAAGGGGUCUUCAAUCUACCCAGCAGUGAAGCAUGCCAUUGCCUGCUUCAGGCAUAUUUUCGUCAUGUGCAUACGAUCAUGCCGAUCAUCGAAGCCGAUCAGAUCCUGCACUUCUUUCAUGCUGGGCGGCUGCAUGAGUUCAAUCUGCUUUUAGUGUGGAGUGUGUUCUUUGUUGCCGUCAAUUUUGUUCCCUCCUCUCUUUGCGAGAGGGAAGGGUACGAUUCACGCAAGGCAAUGAAAGCAGCGAUGUACUCCCAUGCAAAGUGUCUCUACAACAACAGCGGAGAGCGAGACAAAGUCGUUCUUCUACAAUCCUCUCUGAUGCUCGGCUUCUGGCACUCCGAAGUAGAUGAACAUGUCCAGCCUUGGUACUGGACAGGAAUAUCCGUGACUCUUUGUCAGAUCCUCGGCCUGCACCGCAAUCCGGACGCCGCACGAUAUAAUGCAUCAAUUACCGAUCGUCAGCGACAUCUCUGGCGUCGCCUCUGGUGGACAUGCUUCUUCCGGGAUCGUUGGCUGAGUCUAACAUUAGGACGCCCAUUACGUAUUGACCUUGAUGACUGCGACGUAGCCAUGCCGUUAGUGGGCGACCUUCUCUAUGACCUCAACCAUGUUCCGGAGUCCCUUCUAUCCGCCUUUAUCCCGGACGAAGUCUCUCUUCUGGCUGAAUAUUGGAUUCAUUUAAUAGGCAUGAGCAGAUUGCUAGGCGCAGUUCUAUCCAUGAGCUACAAGACAGCUCGUCCGAAACCCUCGCGUGAGCAGGUUGAGGCCCUUGAGGCCGAGAUCUCUUGUCACAAACCUCCAGGCCAGGCCGCCGCAGACUGGAAUGGUCCCACGAGAUUCUACCUGCAUCACCUCCAACUACAUUACCAAGCAACUCUCAUCGUUCUCUAUCGGCCGUGUAUCACUGACCCACCCGACGAACUGUCGCCAAACCAUCAGACGCGGUGGCAGGAAAUCAUUCGCUCCAAGGCCGACUCCGCUGCCUCCCGCACAAACGAGAUCCUGGAAACGCUCGCACAGGAGAAUCUGCUUCAAUUUGCCCUGCCAAUGACACCGCCUCUCCUGAUCCCGGCCAUGCAAAUGCACCUCCUGAGCUGUCGGACAGGCAACCCUCUAUCACGACGUCUGCGACUGAACAAGCUCAACGUAUGCAUGAUGGUCAUGGAAGAAUUCCAAAAGGUUUACACCGUUGCGUCCAUUUAUCGCGGAAUAUUCGCCAAGGCCAUUCGGGAAAUCUGCCCUGAUCGCCUCGAUGAGCACCCCGACACCUCAGUCUCUAUUCCUGCGGCUGCACCUCUUGCUGCACAGCCUGAUGAUAUAGUCAAUUCCAUGGCAGCUGGCAACCCAGGAGUCGGUACUGAUAUGGACGAUAUGGUGGAUGCUCUUCUAGAUGAAUCGUCGGCGCUCAACUUUUGGGAGACGUGGGGACAAUUCUGGAUUGAAUGA